UUGCCGCUGCUCGCGGAUAUCACACUUUUCUGUGUCUCCUUCCUGUCGUUCACACCACCCAGUAGCGCGCGUGCACGGGCGCACCCACCCGGAGCCCAGCUGCUGCGAGCACCCGGUUUCAGUCAGCAGCACCGCGCGCCUUCCUCAGGGCUGGCCCUCGGUGUGCGCGUGAGGCGCGUACGGAAGGGCACGCGCACUCGUCUCUUCCUUCACUUCGGCGGCUUGGCAGCGCGCGACUCUUCUCCGUGGUCACCGGACACCGGCAGGAUCCCCCCGUCUCCAGCUACCGCAGCAACUCCAGAUACGACCUUAAAUCAAGAAGGCCGAACACCCAGGUGUUGUGGCUGAAAAGCCGCUGUCACUCAGCUCCUCCCUCUCUCUUUCGGUGGCGAUGGUGAUUGACAGAUGAUCUGACAGAGGAAGAUAUCGGACGUGGUCUUUGUGCAGGUUAUUAUGGGGUGUACCUGUUGCAAGCAGAAGUCUGCCAAGUCGAUAGCAGCACCAUCAGCAACGAUAGAUGUUAACGACCUGACCAACGCAGAUGGAGGGUCCUUGGGGGCCUCGGCUCAGGGCCGCUACUGUCCCGACCCCACUCAGGCCAUCCCAGACUUCAACAAGCCCAGCUUCAACACCUCCUUCACCAACACCAACACACACAGUCGAUCAGUUGCGGUCACCCUCUUCAUAGCUUUGUACGAUUACGACGCUCGUACCGAAGAUGAUCUCACCUUCCAGAAAGGAGAGAAAUUCCAAAUCAUCAACAACACCGAAGGCGACUGGUGGGAAGCUCGCUCUUUGGACACCGGCCACACGGGUUACAUCCCCUCCAACUACGUAGCUCCUGUUGACUCUAUACAGGCCGAGGAGUGGUAUUUUGGGAAGAUGGGGAGGAAGGAUGCAGAGAGACAGCUGUUGGCUCCGGGGAACCCGAGAGGAACUUUCCUCAUACGAGAGAGCGAGACCACCAAGGGCGCCUACUCUCUCUCCAUCCGCGACUGGGACGACAACAAGGGAGAUCACGUCAAGCAUUAUAAGAUCCGUAAACUGGACAACGGUGGUUAUUACAUCACCACCAGGUCCCAGUUCGACACUGUUCAGCAGCUGGUGGAUCACUACACAGAGAGAGCAGCCGGACUUUGCUGCAGUUUGAUUGGCAGCUGUAAGCGAGGUAUGCCUAAGCUGGCCGACUUAUCGGUGAAGACCAAGGAUAUGUGGGAGAUUCCCCGCGAGUCUCUCCAGCUGAUUAAGAAACUGGGAAACGGCCAGUUUGGAGAAGUCUGGAUGGGAUCUAACGAUGGGUUGUGCUAUUACCUGACCAAGCCCUGCCCCAACUCCACCCCCCUCACGCUGGGUCUGGGGCGGGACGCCUGGGAGGUGUCGAGGGAAACGCUGUCCAUGCAAAGGAAGCUGGGACAGGGCUGCUUCGGGGACGUGUGGAUGGGCAUGUGGAACGGCACCACCAAGGUGGCGGUGAAGACUCUGAAGCCAGGAACCAUGUCCCCCGAGGCCUUCCUGGAGGAGGCUCAGAUCAUGAAGAGACUCCGGCACGACAAGCUGGUGCAGCUCUACGCCGUCGUGUCUGAGGAGCCCAUCUACAUCAUCACCGAGUUCAUGAGCCAAGGAAGCUUGCUGGACUUCUUGAAGGAUGGAGAGGGACAUAACCUGAAGCUUCCCCAGCUGGUGGACAUGGCAGCCCAGAUCGCGGCGGGGAUGGCGUACAUCGAGCGCAUGAACUACAUCCACCGUGACCUGCGAGCGGCCAACAUCCUCGUCGGGGACAACCUGGUGUGCAAGAUCGCCGACUUUGGCCUGGCUCGGCUCAUCGAGGACAACGAGUACACGGCCAGACAAGGAGCAAAGUUCCCCAUCAAGUGGACGGCCCCAGAAGCUGCUCUUUACGGACGCUUCACCAUCAAGUCAGACGUGUGGAGCUUUGGGAUCCUGCUGACCGAACUCAUCACUAAGGGACGCGUGCCCUACCCAGGCAUGAACAACCGUGAAGUGCUGGAGCAGGUGGAGCGGGGCUACCGGAUGCCCUGCGCCUCCGGCUGCCCGGCCUCGCUCCACGAGCUGAUGGUGCAGUGCUGGAGGCGGGAACCCGAUGAGAGACACACCUUUGAGUACCUGCAGUCCUUCCUGGAGGAUUACUUCACGGCCACAGAGCCGCAGUACCAGCCCGGAGAAAACCUGUGACCGCGUCUGGACGGACGCGUGUAGCAGGCGUGUCCAGGUGUAUUUAAUCCCAUACUGGCUACAUAUGAAGAUGCAUAUCAAUGAAUUCCCUUUCCUGCCAGCCGAUGCAGCUCAGAACAAAUCAGUUACCCGUGUUGAGGAGGAGCUGGAGCGUUGCUGGUCAGGCCUCGCAGAGAUGUUGCUUUACUCUGUAACCAUGACAACAGGAAAAUGUAGAUGGUUGUGUUGGGGUGGGGGAAGUCCGGUGGGUACAUGAUCUGUUCAGCUGCCAUAUUUCGUUCAGACCCUCUUUGAUUUCUCGUUCUGCGAGGAGAACGUUUGUUUUUCAGCAGCUCGACUGUUGGAUCAACAGGUUUCGCACCUUCCCAUCGCCGUCGGCGAGCGUCGCGGGUCCCCCCACGCUCACACGUGUUUGGGAAAAUUCACUCUUUCGCAGUAACCGAACAUAUUUCUGUUUUCAUCUCAAAGAUUGGACGUAAAGAAGGGCCGGCGCAGCGUCUGCCUGUCUGUUCUGUGGAAACAACACGUGCCUUAGAAAAAAAAGUCCAUGCAAGUCGUGAAGAUGUGCUCCGUCGGGUGUUUUAUGUAUUCGUUGUCUCUCUCGUUGUUGUAAUUUAACUCCGAUAUUCCUGUUCAUCAAUAAAUCUUAUAUCUGGUAAACA
Nothobranchius furzeri (turquoise killifish) is the source of this 2855-nucleotide messenger RNA. RefSeq names its product Yes-related kinase (gene yrk). Gene Ontology annotation, molecular function: signaling receptor binding; non-membrane spanning protein tyrosine kinase activity; ATP binding. Gene Ontology annotation, cellular component: extrinsic component of cytoplasmic side of plasma membrane. Gene Ontology annotation, biological process: cell differentiation; protein phosphorylation; innate immune response. NCBI's taxonomy places the organism in Eukaryota, Metazoa, Chordata, Actinopteri, Cyprinodontiformes, Nothobranchiidae. The record is from RefSeq and is a predicted model, not a curated record.